AUGGGAGUGGCUCUGCUCGUCCUCGCCUACAUCUGCCUUUCAACGGUCACUGCGAUUAGGUUUGAACAGAAUCCCAGCCCACCGCAGUAUGCAAAGCCUGAUCAAUAUGGCUAUCGAAUGUGUGCUUCCUGGCUGCUGGCUGACGGAACUCCAAUCUACAGCGGUUGUGAUCCCUUUAAGACCAAACGUUGUGGCAAGGAAUUGGAAUUCGACUACAGAUGCUGCAGUGGUUUCCAGCACAGUAAUGAACCACUAGGCGGACCCAGCUCUAAUCCCUGUGGUAAACUCAUCCCUCAGUUUGACGACUGCCCAUCGGUGAUCGAAGAACUUGGGUUCAGAAAGUUUGCCUCCUACUUGAAGAAUUACCCUGAAUUGACACAAAGGAGUGGUCAGCCCUACACCAUCUUUGUGCCGCUGCCGGAAGAUGGUGGAGAUUUGGAUCGCAUCUACGGAGGCAACACUCGGACCGUGAGUUACCAUGUGGCCAAGGGUCGUCACUACGCCGACGACCUAAGAACCGGCGUCAAACUCAAGUCUAUAUAUAACGAUGAGGAUAUAGAGAUCUCUCGCACCACCUAUGGGGCAAAGAUCAGUCAGGCAGACAUUGAAUGCAAAUCUGGUCUUAUUCACAUUAUUCGUCGCCCUCUGGUGCCGCGUUCCGGUCUUGGAAACUUGAACAAGAACUCUGUGAUGAGUCUUUUGCAAUCCAAUCCAGAGACCUUUGAAUUUGCCAAUGCUUUACCGCAGGAGUUGCAGCAAGAUUUGAGCAGAGUUGAAGGUGGUCACUUUUACACCGUCACCGCACCCACUUCCGACUCCUGGUCCAGUCUUCGUGGACGAUACAACCGUGAACAACUUGAGGCUAUUGCUGCCAGUCACGUGAGCAAAGGACUCAAGUGUACCUCGAAUAUAAUCAAGGGGCAGCAGACAUUCACCGACAUGCAAGGUCAGCUAAUGAAAGUAGAAUGCAGUGUCAACCCGAGCAACCGGCAGGAGAUACGCAAAAUCACUGAUGCCUGUGGUGAUACGCAUGAAUUUGUCGACAGACAAGCGGAUCUGAUGGCAGCUAAUGGCGUUGUUCAUGUCAUCCGUAGUCCGGUUAUUCCCAUGUCGCAGUUGACGCUGAAGGACUUAAUGGAUCGUCCAGAAUGCGCCAAGUAUCAAAACAUUGACAAGUUCAUCGAUGUGCUUCGUGAAUGCGAUCUUUAUAUGGAUGAUGCGAGCCAGUAUGCAGUAAUUGCACCAGAAAACUCAGCCUUCGAUUGGUGGAGUGGAUACGCACAGUUCAGACCGGAGUACCAACGUUUUCAGGUAGAUAAGGAGUACCGUUGUGAGGUGGCUCGCUACCACAUUGUGAAGCACAAUGGAAACUUGGCAAAUAUUCAAGAUUUUUCGGGACAUACAGAUGGUCAUCGGUCGAAUAAUCGCAACAACUAUCUCUAUGAGACGACGUAUUUUACAAAGGGGAAAAUGGGUUCCACGCUCAACUGGCACUACUCGCCAGUGAACAACCUUCAACCCCUCAAACUGAAAAAUACAUCCAUUUACAAGACCUCGAGAAUUAAUGUCAUGCCGGAGAAGAAUAUCACCAACAUUCUUGAGGAGCGAAAAGACUUCUCUCACACCAACAGCAUCACCAAAAUCGCCGAAAUGGAAGAAUAUGUGUUCAAAAAGAAGGCACCCAAAAAUCUCUACCUCGUCACCACUGACGAGGGAUGGAUUGAUCCGCGUUCGAGGCAGUUAAGCAAAAAAUUGGUCAGUCCCGAGCUGGCUCGUUAUGAAGGUCACGCAACUCUUGCUGAAAAUUUCGCCAAGCUUAACCACGUGCCUUUGUACCUAUGGGGUGGUGACAUAGGCUACUUUGAGAAGAACUCAGUUCACCGAUUUAUGUCUUCUGCGGGUGUCGAACUCAUCUUCUGGAUGGAUGACAAGGGCACCAUGAGGAUCGGGUAUGAUGAAUUGCCAAAAAGUGAAUGGCCCAAAGUGGUUGAAUACAACCUCCCAGGAAGAGACGGAAUAGUCUGGGCUCUGGACGGUUUUCUACGAUGUCCGAACAAACUGUGUGCACUACAACUGGAAGAUAAGGACACCUAUACCUUCUACACUGCUGCUUGUCUCACCUCUGACCUAGAAGGCGAAGUAGACGUGAAGAGGGCCUUCUCCUCAAAACCGACAGAGAUAGCUAAACGGCAUCCGACCCAGUGUUUAGUCAUCAAACAGGGUGAAGUUACCACAGUUAAGGACAUCUUUGAGGACAAUAUGUCAGAGCCCAGUAAUGCAAAGUACGAUGAUGAGACUGCUCGUCUAUCGGCGGCUGGACUUUUGACUGCCAGAAGGCGGAUCGCGUGUCCACCAUGUCCCCAGGGACUUGCACUGCAUCGCAGCCAGGGUGGACGUGCUCUUUAUCCCUCCAUCCCGUCGAUGUCCCAUUUCCCUGUCGCCUACCAGAUGGUCAGCCCUUACGUGAUGUUUGGCGGCUAUUGUGCAGCCGCAUGUUCGUUUUCACUCUCAUCUCUCUCCACGCCCUCGGCUCCCUUCCCUUCUACCCUACUGUACACCACAAAGCAACCCUCCGAAACAAUAGCCAUUGUGCUCAAAAACAUCGAGCUUGAAAACGGCAAAUGUGGCCUUCAACGAUGUGACUAG
Molecule: messenger RNA, 2646 nt
Organism: Echinococcus granulosus
Lineage: Eukaryota; Metazoa; Platyhelminthes; Cestoda; Cyclophyllidea; Taeniidae
Product: Transforming growth factor-beta-induced protein ig-h3
Exons: 16
Coding region: 1-2646 (881 amino acids)
Biological process (GO): cell adhesion; extracellular matrix organization
Cellular component (GO): extracellular matrix
Molecular function (GO): cell adhesion molecule binding
Source: RefSeq, a predicted model, not a curated record